This is a messenger RNA of Oncorhynchus mykiss (rainbow trout), 2148 nucleotides long. The record is from RefSeq and is a predicted model, not a curated record. NCBI's taxonomy places the organism in Eukaryota, Metazoa, Chordata, Actinopteri, Salmoniformes, Salmonidae.
AGGUCGCAAAGUUCAAGGGGGCCGAAUACUUUCGCAAUGCACUAUCUUCUUAAAAGCUGAUUUUAAACUUAACCACACUGCUAACCUUUUGCCUAACCAUAACUUUAAAGUUAAGACCAAAAAGCACAUCUUUGUUUUUCAUGGAUUUUUACUGUAGAGUAAAGCUGUGUUAUCUAGUGUAAACCAGAUUUUGAUGUUGAAAGGCAAUGUAACCUAACGUAGCAGGUGGAAAAACAUUUUUUGUUUAAAAAACACCUGAGUGUAGUUCCCACGUACGGGUUUCAGCAGAAAAUAACGCUAGAUUGUAUUUGCUGUACCCCUGAAACCGUAUACAUCCAGUUGUUGGCAACUUCUCUCAGACUGAAGGCAAGGUGAUGGUGGUGUAAGGACGAUUGCUGACAAUAAAAAGGUAAGCUCUAUAACCUAACCAGCCAACUAAUCAACUAGGAUUUCAGUAUUUCAGUUGAAGUAGGUAGUUAUUUGGUUUUCUGAUGUUAAAGCAGGCUAUUGAUUAGGCAAGCUAGAUCAGCGCCAGCUAGCUAGGAAGCUAAAGCUUGCUGAUGUUUAACCACAUAUAAAAUGUACCAGUAUCUUUGGUUAACCAAGAGCAUUGUAGCUAACUAAGUUAACGAGGGGUUGCUAGAGAAGGAGGACUUGGAAAACCAGCCAGACUGUGAGGGAGUGGUGAGAACAGACAUUGAAGGCCCUCCCUAGGGUAGCGGUGAUUGAGAUGGGGUGAGUGGGAGUCAAGAUCAAACUCUGAAAUAAAUAGCCAAUAUUAUAAACUACUAACUGCAUACUUUGAGAUAGUCUCUUUGAAAUACACUUCUGAUAACUUUUACUCUGGCAGUUUUUGUGCAGUAGCUCUUCACGGGUUGGGCAUGAAAUGACAGCAGGCUGUUCAAUACUGAGCCAUCCUGACUGACGAGUCGUGUGGAUUGGUACAGCUCGCCUUAAUCCCAUAGUAUGUUAUCACUUACUUAGCUAAAUGAUUAUCCAUAGUUGCCUCUAUUAAUAAAGCAGCAGUCUUUAAAUGGGCUGUUACAUUGUAUGCAACACUAAGAUGGUGUUUAACUCCAAUUGAACUCGGUUGAUGUUAUUUUCUGACAUAUAUUUUUACUUUCUCACUACAGUUGUUCUCAGGAGACGGGUGAGUGCAGAGAACAUACUGUAUGUCUGACAAAGUGGAUUCGGGCUUCUACUUCAUUGGCCAAGUUUGGAUCUGCGAGUCACCUUUGACCUUGAUGUAACUUUCAUCGAAGACUUGGGGUCAUUGGUGUUCCCUAACUCACCUUGUGACUUGCACAACUCAACACAUAUGUAUCCCUCCACCUUCCUCAGUGGAGUCCCGGCCAGGGGUAUCAAACUCCAAUGUCCGUGUACAUGUUAUGUUGGCAUAGUUACCGGACCAGUGAGAAGAGGCGUUGAUGACAGUGAUGCGUCCCAGUGUGGUCUCCACAAACAGCCGCUGUGCCAACACCAUGCCUGAUGACGACAACCAGAUGGUAUUCCUCCACCCUGGAACACUACAUUUGGUGCUCCCCGGACCAGGGUUUUCGAGGCAGGGAUGGACUACUGUUAGUCUGAGCUUGCCCCGCAGUCCCCAUACACACACAUUUAACUGGAUUGUGCUGAUGCCCUACUGUAAGAACCUGGAGAUCUUCACUGGUUCUGAGGUAGGUGACCUGACCACCAACAGUUCCUGGGACACGUUCCAGCGUUACCGCUGUCUGGAGAACAUGCCGAGCGUCUGCUGCAACUUCAUAUCUAGCGUGUCAGUUCUGCUGCACCAGGGAGCUAAAGGUGCCCUUCUUUGCGAGGCAUUGGAAAACCUCCCUGGUCUUUGUCGUUACGUGUGUGCUGGAAAUUCCAUGCUCAACUGAGGGACCUUCCAGAUAGAUAAUCAAACAGUUGGUGUGGUGUACAGAGAUGGGGUGGCUCUGGCUUGCUGAUAACAUCUGAUCUGAUGAGACUCCCUAUGAGAUUUGACUCCUGUAUUACUGCCUGUAUUCAAUACAACUUCCAAUGCUGAUUUUAAAUAAUUUGACACUGUAAUUUGAUAGACAAUGGUAGUUCCCAAUCAGACAUUUACUACCUCAGUAAAAUGUUUGGUGAAUGCAUAUUGUUGAUGUAAAAACAAUAUUUCUC